Messenger RNA from Raphanus sativus (radish), 704 nucleotides. RefSeq lists its product as uncharacterized. The transcript has 4 exons. Gene Ontology annotation, cellular component: chloroplast. Lineage: Eukaryota; Viridiplantae; Streptophyta; Magnoliopsida; Brassicales; Brassicaceae. The record is from RefSeq and is a predicted model, not a curated record. Gene Ontology annotation, molecular function: metal ion binding. Bases 64 to 615 code for a protein of 183 amino acids.
GUGAGAAGAGAAACAGAGUAACCAAAAAGACUCUUAUCGAGCGAAGAUUGGGUAAUAGCGAAAAUGACGUCGAUUGCAGCAUCUUCUACCUUUCACUCGUUCUCACCAGCCAAAAGCCCUAACCUUUCUUCGACCCAUCUUCUUCCUCUAUCGAAAAAUCUCACCUUUCGAACCAGACCCAUCGGGAACAGCAGAGUUUGCAGCUUUGAUGAGAUAACUAAACAGAGUCCUCGCCUUGGGAUGGCGAAGCUUUCGUCUCUUGGAGAAGGAGGAGAAGACGGCGUUGCGAUUGCGGAUGAAGAGCAACAACAACAGCAAGAGACAGUCUCUGUUCCGGUCUCUCCUUCAGACAUGCUCACCAUGUUCUUUCAGGCUGAUGGAACUUUGAACGAAGCAGCUAUUCCUAAUGUGACUAAGGCCUUACAGGACAUAGAUGGAGUUUCCAACUUUAAAGUUCAAGUUUCUGAAGGUGUUGCCGUUGUUGAGCUUUCAAAGCAAACAACAGUUCAAGCAACAGGAGUGGCGUCAAGCUUGGUGGAGACUAUACAAGGAGCUGGCUUUAAGUUACAAACUUUGAAUCUGAGCUUUGAAGACGAAGAUGAGGUUCUUGUCUAAUAAUUGAAUCAUGUUUCUGUUGCUCCGUUUUGUGAUUAAAGACAAACACAUUAAUGUUCCAAUAUUUAUUGUAGGAUCACUUUCUUUCA